This is a messenger RNA of Staurois parvus, 495 nucleotides long. NCBI's taxonomy places the organism in Eukaryota, Metazoa, Chordata, Amphibia, Anura, Ranidae. The record is from the annotation of a GenBank genome assembly.
UCUGCCACCCCUCUCUGCCAAUCCCUCCACUGGCCUCCACUCAGUGUCCUCCACCCCUCUCUGCCAAUCCCUCCACUGGCCUCCACUCAGUGUCCUCCAUCCCUCUCUGUCAAUCCCUCCACUGGCCUCCACUCAGUGUUCUCCACCCCUCUCUGCCAAUCCCUCCACUGGCCUCCACUCAGUGUCCUCCACCCCUCUCUGCCAAUCCCUCCACUGGCCUCCACUCAGUGUCCUCCAUCCCUCUCUGUCAAUCCCUCCACUGGCCUCCACUCAGUGUCCUCCACCCCUCUCUGCCAAUCCCUCCAAUGGCCUCCACUCAGUGUCCUCCACCCCUCUCUGCCAAUCCCUCCACUGGCCUCCACUCAUCUCCACUCAGUGUCCUCCACCCUUCUCUGCCAAUCCCUCCACUGGCGUCCACUCAGUGUCCUCCACCCCUCUCUGCCAAUCCCUCCACUGGCCUCCACUCAGUGUCCUCACCCCUCUCUGCCAAUCCCU